GCAGCCCAAAGCUCCAGAAAAGGAGAAGGACCCUCUGUCAGAGAGACCCCCAUAUUCCUACAUGGCUAUGAUCCAGUUUGCUAUCAACAGCAAGAAGAACCGACACAUGACCCUGAAGGAAAUUUACAACUGGAUCGAGGAUCAUUUUCCGUAUUUCAGAAAUGUUGCCAAACCCGGAUGGAAGAAUUCCAUACGUCAUAACCUCUCACUACAUGACAUGUUUGUCCGGGAGACAUCUCCCGAUGGCAAGAUCUCCUAUUGGACGAUUCGACCGGAAGCAAACCGCUGUCUUACUUUGGACCAAGUUUACAAGCCUUUGGUUGACACAGUGACCCCCACUUGCCCUCAGAUCCCACAAGUUGGUUUCAAUAAACAACAGAAGAGAGGUCCUCCGGAGCUGAAGAAAGCCAUACCUCCCACGGGCGGCACGGAGAGGAAGAUGAAGCCGCUUCUGCCUCGGACUGACUCGUACCUGGUUCCCAUCCAGCUUCCUCUGGGUCAGUCACUCUUCCUGCCCUCCUCCAGUCCUGCGACUCUCGCCACUCCUCCACACGCUCCGAGCUCCUCCACUCCCAGCUCCAGCGGUGCGAUCAAGAGGGUCCGAAUUGCCCCUAAGGUCUCACAGAUGAUGCUGUGUGCGUCCACCUCUCAGGACAUUAAGGAGGAGCCUGUGAGCGUGUCUGUGACUCCCGAAGCUCUGCCCUCCAAAACCAGACAGCAAGAAAACAGCAGCUCCCGCCGCAAACAGCGUCUAGUCCUGCCAGCCACCGAGGAACCCGUCCUGCUCUACCCCGACAGCACUCUCUUCGACUCGGGCGUGGUCUCCGACGUCUCCACCUUCCAAGACACUCACGAUCCGGAGCCCGAGCCCUCCUGUAAACCCGACCCCGACAGCCCAAACAGAGAAUACACUUUUAAAACGCCCAUCAAGAGCAGCCACCCUUCCUCGUCCACACCCAGUAAGCUUCCCGCAGUUCUGGAGCCCUGGAGGAUCACUCCCGUCAGGAAGGGAGGCGUGCUGGACUUCAGCCCCAUCCGUACACCCAGCGGGCCACAGCUCACCCCGCAACGGCACGAGCACACGCCUUUCAGCUUCAACAGCACGCCUUUCAAAGAGCUGCCACUCUUCAGCUCCCCUCGAGAGCUGCUCACCUGCUCCAGACCCUCUCCGAGACGCUCCAAUGCGACCUGCUCCAGAGAGCUGCUGCAAGAGGGCGCCACCAACCGCUCUCUUACCGAAGGCCUCGUCCUAGAUACCAUGAAUGACAGCCUGAGUAAAAUCCUAGUGGAUAUCAGCUUCCCCAACCUGGAAGAUGAUGAUCUCGGCAUGGCAAACAUCAGCUGGUCCCAAUUUAUCCCAGAGCUGAAGUGACUCCCAUUCCUUUAUCCGAGCUACUCACACUUCCUUCACUGCCUUUGAUUCUUAUUUACUUGCUAUUGAUCUCUUAAGUAUUUUCUUCAUUUCUGUUGCUAUUUCACUGCCUUCUACUGUACAUGUUUGUGUUUUGGAUGUGUAGGCCUUUAUUUGCGAGCAAAACUGUUAGUGACGAAUGUACUUAGAUAAGAUUAAUUUGCACAAGUUGUAAUAUAUAAAUAUGAGUGUGUGUGUGUGUGUGUGUGUGUGUGAGAGAGAGAGAGAGAGAGUGUAUUAUAAGUGAACAUACAGAUUUACCAGAUUAAUUAAAUUACACUACCCAAUUUUACAGUAUUUCUUUGUUUUGGAAUGAUUUUGAACACCUUGGAUUAGCCAGAGAGACUGACGGUAAAAAUAUUUUUAAGAGAACUUGGGGUGUAAAAUAAACUUGCAUUCAAAUUAAAGGGAUAGUUCACCCAAAAAUGACAAUUCUGUCAUUUACUCACCCUCCACUUGUU
Molecule: messenger RNA, 1872 nt
Organism: Sinocyclocheilus grahami
Lineage: Eukaryota; Metazoa; Chordata; Actinopteri; Cypriniformes; Cyprinidae
Gene: foxm1
Product: forkhead box M1
Exons: 6
Coding region: 62-1372 (436 amino acids)
Biological process (GO): regulation of transcription by RNA polymerase II; regulation of cell population proliferation; G2/M transition of mitotic cell cycle
Cellular component (GO): nucleus
Molecular function (GO): RNA polymerase II transcription regulatory region sequence-specific DNA binding; DNA-binding transcription factor activity
Source: RefSeq, a predicted model, not a curated record